AGGUACUCAACCCCACCACCCAAAAAUGGCCCAAACACCACCCACCACUACCAACGCCGCCGUAGGAGGCGGCUCACCGAAACGGCUAUCCUUCAUCUUAUUAGAGUCCGUAACUACUGUAUGGGCUGUGUGCACCAAGCAAGCCACUCGAGCCAGAAAAAAACUCACUGCCACUAAUUCAAAAAUAUCGACGAGGUCGACGUUGACUAUGCCGAAGCAACUCUUGGCGACGAUAAGCAACAAGGCGAUAAAUUUCCGUCACAAGAAGAGAUUCAACGAGGAAUGCGACCCCAACGAAGGGUUCGGAGAAGGAGGGUUGUGGCAGAGGAAUAUCUUAAUGGGCGAUAAAUGUCAGCCGUUGGAUUUCUCCGGCGUGAUUUACUACGAUAGCGAGGGAAAGAGACUGAACGACCUUCCGAUGAGGUCUCCGCGUGCGAGUCCGUUGCCGAGCUAUAUGUACUCGUCGGCGAAGAGAGAGUACAAUUGAACUUGGAAGAGCAGUGGUGUUAUUGAUUAAGGUCCUCCGAAUUUCAAAUUUCAUCAAUUUUAAUCUGAACAGUUAAGUUUCAGGAUUGGAUGAAUAGGUUUUAUUGGGUUUUACAGGCAGAAAAUGGUUCCUAAUUGUGAAUGAAAUUCAUGAAUUGGUAAGAUCCGAAUAAGUGAUGAUGUUAUAUGGGGGUGUGAAUUUUAUUUUUCUUUUUUGUUUUGUUUCGUGUAAGUGAUCAUCGCUGGAUGAGGUAGUGAUUUUGUAACAAAAUGAGUUCAGCCCUCUACAUGUGUCAAGGUUUUGUGAUUUAGAAAAUUCCUGGUAUGUUUGUAGUGAGAUUAUGUAUGCAUAUCCUAUCCUCUUUUCUUGAUCACUUUCUUCUUUGUCAUCGUCUUUCUGGACUCCUCCAACGUGUUGUUUGACUUGUUUCCUC
Messenger RNA from Ilex paraguariensis (yerba mate), 920 nucleotides. The record is from the annotation of a GenBank genome assembly. NCBI's taxonomy places the organism in Eukaryota, Viridiplantae, Streptophyta, Magnoliopsida, Aquifoliales, Aquifoliaceae.